UAUAUAACAAAUAAUUUGAGCUCAAGUAUGCCACGGGGUCGAGCGCGGAAGCGUUCUGAUUCUAAAGACACGCGAGAGUCAGAAAAAAAUCGAGCAAAACGGAACCGAGACAAGUUUCGUCAGCUCAUAAUGGAUUUAAACGACUGUGUCAGCGACGAAAGCCUGAGCACAAACAAAUGCCUAUCAACCGCAAUAUCCAUUUUAUCCCUGGAAAAAGUUCACAAAAACUCCGACUCAAUACUUGAUUCAAUAAAAGACUCCCCGGACAGUUCUCCGAGUAGUUCUAGUAGUGGAUCACCCGCUAAGGAGCUCCAGCAUCUUCUCUCUGCCAGAGACUGUUUUGGUAUCGGCUUCAACGAGCAGGGGACCAUUUUGUACACUUCACCUAACUUCAAAACAGCUGUGGGAUAUAAAGAAUCUGUUCUCGGAGAGAAUCUUGACAAAGUUGUUCUGCGGUCUCGAGACAUCAUGAACAAGAUAUUUAACGAAGGCAACUACCACUUCAUAUGUAUGGUACACAUUGUCAAAAUGGCAGGCAAAGAUUUUGCACCCUUUCACUUCCAAGGGAAGAUUCUCCCUUGUCAAGAAGGGGGCAGAAUGUACCUUGGUUACGGAGAAAGGAAAAAUACAAUCAUCAACGAUCCUAUCUCCAGUUUUAAUGUGAACGAAAUACUCAUCGGUCUUGACUUAUCAUUUGUAGGGAAGCGAAACAUCUACAUAGACUCUCUGCUAGGUUAUCCCACCUUCCAGAACUGCACGACGGAACAUGUCGUAUCAGAGGACUUGACGAACGUUUUCAGUGAGCCGGAAGACUCAUCGCGCAGCUUGAUCAAAUCGUUUCAAGAGGAUGGUUAUGCACAGCAUGUGGUGCGCUUACUCUGCGCUGAUAACACUAUUUUGUACGUUUUAUCAAAAGUUUUCCUGCACAUCAACCAGGAAAAUGUUCCCGUUAUGAUCAGUUACAGUGUUCCGUUUGCAUUUUCAUCCCAAUCCCAGAGAACUAUUGACGAAGGAAUGCGCAUGAUCACCACACACGAACAGUGGUUGGCUCUGGUGCCUUCCUUUUUCACACCUCCAACUCCAGAUAAGCCUCUGUGUCUAGAGGAUAUUAUUCCAACAAUCGAAGCUUCGUCACCGGACCUACAAAUGGACUCGUCCGCUCAGCUUAUGUCAUUCCCCCACAGAGACAAGAAUCAGAUACUGCAGAUAUCAGAUCCUUGUACUAUCGAGGAAAUAAUGCCAGAUCAGAAACCAGUUCCAGAGCUGGACCUUGUUGAUGUUUUAGACUUUUUGUAACGUAUUUUGCCCUCCGUGACCGGCAAAAUGUUCUUGUAACAGAGGCUGGGUUUUGAGUCAGCUGGAGCUGUAUAUAUAUCAACUCAAUCGUAACCAGAUUGAACAUUGUAAAUGGCGCUUUGGCUGGUCUCUGGAGAGGUUUGUGCGAAAAAUUUUCCCACGAACAGAUCUUGGAAUUGAGAUUCCUCUUUUGCCAGAGAAUGAUAUUUCAGUUCGGAUCGUGUCACCCUUCAACUCAGUUUCUUAUACAAAGAAAUAUUGUGCAGCUCAAUAUGGCUUAAUAGAAGUGUCGCUUGACUCCUUUUCUUGUCAAUGGGUUGAUUUUGUUGACCAUAUUGUAGCUAGGAAAAUCUUUUCGUUGAAAAAGUUUCAUAAUAUUCUGCUGAUACUGCAGAACUACUACUACUGAAUUGUAUGUGAUUUUAACUGUUACCAGAUGAUAUCAGAAUCAGCGAAUCGUCAAAAGUUAACAGUAACUUCACGAAGAUUCAAGAGAGAUGAAUGAAUUCAAGAGAUGAAUGAAUACUGAUUGGGAUAAUAGUGCUAUCAUGAACGACUUGUGAUGCGUGGGAUUGAAAGUAAAAUCAACUUAGAAAGUAAAAUCAACUUACCUUUAGUUUACCUUCAUUAAAUUCAAUGAUUGGUGUAUAAAAAAAGAUUCUCUUAUUGUUCCCUGGGUUUCCUAUACAUUACUAUACAUUCCUAUAUAUUACUAUCUUAACGUUCUAAUCAGUGGGUUUUUGUGAAUUAAGACGAUGAUUUAACGAUGUAUCCUUAAUUUGAUGAUUGAUUUUGACUGCUAAUGAAUCGUUCACAUAGUAUGUACUAUGUAAGCCAGAUUUGGGAUAAUUUAUAUCUCCUACCCUUACGUUAUCACUUUUUUCGCAUUUUGUAGAAAUCACACCAGUAGAGCAGUAGUGUAAGCUUUUCUAAUCCUGCUGCUAAUACGUAAUAUUAUGUGAACGAUAUCCAAUUGUGAAACAGUCGAGUCCGUUUUUUGUCUGUCAAAAAGAACUUAAAAAUGUGGCAUGUGUCGUAUUAUCUAAAAUUUUUAAGUGAGGGUAAAUGAGGGAAAAUGAGGUAAAUGAGUUCGACUGAAAUUUCGUUUGUAUGGCACAUACCACCAUCGAAUAUAAAUCUGGAGCUUUCAGAUUAUACUCGAAGUUUUGUGUCAUUUUUUAAAUUUUAUGCUGUUUGUUUUUUAGACGUAUUUACUUAUUUAGACUUCUGUUGAAUGUGUUUUAAGAAAUUGCAAAAUGUUAGAAUUUAUACCUUAACUCAAUGCUGAGAAUGCUGGAACCUAGUUACCGUGGAGUUAGACGGUGGUGCUACGAUAUUUUACCAAUAAUACAUACUUGCACACUUAUAAAGCUCUUUUCAAGAGGGUGACAGUGCAACCUAUCAUUUUCAAAUGAACUUGCAUAAUCUACACUUGCAAAGGCAUAUUAAAACUUAGAAUAUGAAAGUUAAAUAUCACGCACUUUUCGUGACCCGAAAAAAGAAUGCCGGUGAUUCCACGGUGACAAUAAGACAUCUCAGAUGUUUUGGAAAUUAAUAAUCAUUCCAGAACAAUCAGAUUGUUUUUGAAAACGAUUAGAGAAUAGCUGCGCAGCUGCUGUAAGUCAGUACGAGCAGUGGAUAUCUAAACAUCUUUGUUACGGCUGCUAAAUUAUAGUUACUUGUCCGUUUUAAGACAAGUAUCUUUCUCCAUGGUAAACAAAGAGACAAUUAGCUCCGCAGUUUUACUUUCACUGUAAGCUACAAAUUGUACAUCCACUUAAGAGCUAAAACAACUGUUGAAGGCUGCUUGAAUAGUUAUUGAUUGACAGUUACACCUUGAUUGUUAUCUUGUAGAGAGAAUAUUUACUUCGAAGAGAAUACUUUAGGGGUCGUCACAUAUUACGUAAUCAUUGG
This is a messenger RNA of Bolinopsis microptera, 3210 nucleotides long. Its product is annotated as serine/threonine-protein kinase Pink1, mitochondrial-like. The coding region runs from base 28 to 1296 and encodes 422 amino acids. Gene Ontology annotation, molecular function: ATP binding; protein serine/threonine kinase activity. Lineage: Eukaryota; Metazoa; Ctenophora; Tentaculata; Lobata; Bolinopsidae. The record is from RefSeq and is a predicted model, not a curated record. Gene Ontology annotation, cellular component: mitochondrion. The transcript is spliced from 4 exons. Gene Ontology annotation, biological process: positive regulation of mitochondrial fission; protein phosphorylation; regulation of apoptotic process.